Molecule: messenger RNA, 2376 nt
Organism: Anguilla anguilla (European eel)
Lineage: Eukaryota; Metazoa; Chordata; Actinopteri; Anguilliformes; Anguillidae
Gene: toe1
Product: target of EGR1, exonuclease
Exons: 7
Coding region: 443-1975 (510 amino acids)
Biological process (GO): snRNA 3'-end processing
Cellular component (GO): Cajal body; cytoplasm
Molecular function (GO): snRNA binding; metal ion binding; 3'-5'-RNA exonuclease activity
Source: RefSeq, a predicted model, not a curated record
CGGCUAACAGUUGCUUAGCUAGUAAACGAAUACUAGUGCCGUGUAUGGCAAUCUGAUUUAGCGUGACACGUGAAGUCGACAUGUAUGAAGGAUAUAAAUCCAUAUAACAAGCCAUUGGCUGUAUCGGUGUCUAGUCAUUCACGUUUACAUCAGACUGCUGCCUAAAAGCUUGGUUUCUCAAGGGAAUAACCUAUUAACAGCUAACAGUAACAGCUUCGUAGCUAGCUAAAGGUUGGAAAUUCAGCAUGUAGGCUAGCUAAAUCCACGAUCUGUCGCGUGUCUUCUGAAAACAGUGAAGUAACGAUCUUUUAACAAACAAGUUACAGACGACUAAACGAUGGCAGUCGUUAUCUAGCGUAAGGUAGCUAGGGAAUAAGUAAUAGCUACUGCUUCCAAGUGGACAAGCGACAAGUCUAACGCAUUUUGCUGGUGCGUGGCCGAGAUGACUACCUCGAUGAUAGUUCCUGUCAUCGAUGUACAGGGCAAUAAUUUCAAGGAGCUGUGGCCAGCAAUGCUGUUGGCGAUUAAAACGUCCUCUUUCAUUGCAGUUGAUACAGAGUUGAGUGGGUUGGGAAGCAGAAAGGCCUUACUGGCCGAAUCAAUCGAAGAUAGAUACAAAGCCAUAUGCCAUGCGGCUCGCACGCGCUCUGUGCUGUCUUUGGGAAUUGCGUGUUACAAAAAACUCGAGAACAAAGCAGAUGAUACCUACCUGGUGCAGGUGUACAACCUUACUCUGCUCUGUGUAGAAGAGUACAUUAUCGAGCCCCAGUCCGUGCAGUUUCUGGUUCAGCACGGAUUCGACUUCAACAAACAGUACGCCCAGGGCAUCCCUUACUACAAGGGCAAUGACAAGGGCGGGGACGUCCACGGGCAGAACGUGCGCACGCUGUUCGUGGAGCUGCUCCGCGCGCGCCGCCCGCUGGUGGUGCACAACGGCCUGAUCGACAUGGUCUUCCUGUACCAGUGCUUCUACGCCCACCUGCCGGAGCGGCUGGGCACCUUCACCGCCGACCUGUCCGAGAUGUUCCCCGCCGGCGUCUUCGACACCAAGUACGCCGCCGAGUACGAGCUGCGCUUCGCCGCCUCGUACCUGGAGUACGCCUACAAGAAGUGCAAGCUGGACAACUGUAAGCUGGUGAAUGCUGGGGGGAGCAGCCCCAACCUGUUCCUGGAGUUCUGCAGUUACUCGGGGCAUCUGUGCAGCUACGUGGACUACCGGCCCUGCUCGCAGGAGUCCAGCCAGGACGGGCCGCAGGACGUCUGCCUGCGCUUCUCCGCCUACGGCUGGUGCCCCAGCGGAUCCAGCUGUCCCAUGUCCCACAACACAGACCUCAUCAUUCAGCAGGAUGAGAAGACCAAGGAGAACAAGAGGAGGAAGAGGAAAAAGAGGAAGCACAAGGCCAAUCAGGAGGCGGGGGGCGGGGAGGGAGGCUGCCUCUCCCCGAACAAGAAGCCAUGUCUGGAGGAGGGGUCCUCUGAGCACAAAGAAGGGGAACUGGCCAUGGAGACGCUGCCUGCCAAAGAAGGGGAACUGGCCACGGGGACGUCCCCUCCCACUGAGCCGGAACCAAUGAACGACCAGCCCCAGGUGGAGGAGGAGCCUCAGACCGACGCGCACGUGUUGACCGACGAGGGAAACGGUGGGAACGGGGUCUGCGAGCCUCAGCCCCCGCCAGCAGAGGGCGCUCCCGAGAGCCAGCCGCCCGGCGGGAAGACGGCGGCCCAAGCCAAGAAGGCCGAGGGCGGCACUCACCGGGCGGGAUUCGACGCCUUCAUGACCGGGUACAUCUUCUCCUUCGCCUGCACCCUGAAGCGCAGCCCAGACGAGCCGAGCUCAGAGAGCCUCCUCCCCGAGUGCCUGAACAAGCUCUACCUCAGCGGAAAGUCCGUCCCCCUGCACAUCGCCAAGAGCACCUUCUCCAAGUCCUCCAAAGCCCACACCCACAAGAUGGAGGUCGUGUGGGGGAAGAGCUGAUCUGGCUGUUCGGUGGUGAAACUUUCCGUUCGGUUUAACCACAUACAUCCCGUGUUGGCAGACCUGGGUCAAAUACUUUUCUGUGCUCUGUUGAUCUUGCCUGGUGUAAUUGAGCCCGCCAGUAUGACCAGAAGGUAGGAUUUGCACUUUUUGAGAGUAUUUCAUUGGUUCUAAUACCCCAGACGAGAUCAGUACAGCGUAGAAAAGUAUUUGAAUCCAAAAUGCGUAUUUGACCCAGGUCUACGUGUUGGACACUGAUCCUGUUUUGUAAAGGAUACUUAAGCGUUUCAUUUCCAGGUCAGUGGUAAAUAUAUUUUUAAUAGAAUUUGGUUGAAAAGGCGUUUUAUACAAAAGAUUAACAAAAAACUGGUUGGUGAACGAAUUAAACACCUUUUUCUUUA